AUGCUCAACGCCCAGAACCACCAACAAGGCCCAGGCCGCACUUCCCCCAUGCCCCCCGUCCCCCAAGUCGCACAGCCCAACAUCGGCCAGCCCGGCUCCGUCCGCCCCAUCCCAUCCUCCUCCUCCCCCUCCGACCCUUCCUCCGCUCUCGCCCAAUCCCAGUCGUCCGACAAAGGCCCCGACUAUGUCUAUUUCGAACGCAAGCCCACCCAGUUCAGCGAGUCUGUGCAAGGCAAAGCGAUGGGCGCGAAGAUGAAAUUGGAGCUGUUUUACAAGGAAGCGGUGGAAGGUGUGGUGGGUAGGAAGGAGAGGAGGACGGUGCUGGAGAAACAGUUGGCGAGUGAUGCGUUGACGCCGGAUUCGCUCAAGGCUAGGCAGCUUAUCAACCUGGGUCGACGGGAGAGCAACUACCUCCGCCUCCGCCGUACUCGUAUUGGCCUGGACGAUUUCCGUACAGUCAAAGUCAUCGGCAAGGGCGCUUUCGGUGAAGUCAGGCUCGUGCAAAAGGCCGACACCGGGCGUAUCUAUGCUAUGAAGACUUUGAAGAAGAAUGAAAUGUUUAAAAAGGACCAGCUUGCGCAUGUGAGAGCCGAAAGAGAUGUGUUGGCAGAGAGCAACUCGCCCUGGGUCGUGCAGCUCUACUACUCCUUCCAAGACACCCAGUUCCUCUACCUCGUCAUGGAAUUCCUCCCUGGUGGUGAUCUCAUGACCAUGUUGAUCAAGUAUGAUACGUUCUCGGAAGAUGUGACCAAGUUUUAUAUGGCCGAGUGUAUUUUGGCUAUUGAGGCUGUUCAUAACCUCGGCUUCAUCCACCGCGACAUCAAACCCGACAACAUCCUCAUCGACUCUCUCGGCCACAUCAAACUAUCCGACUUUGGUCUCUCCACCGGGUUCCACAAACAACACGAUUCCGCCUACUACCAGCGCCUCCUCGGGGGUGCUGAUGUUUCUGGCUCUUCCGGGAAUGGGGGAAACAGGCAGAGCCAGGUGCCGACGGGGGCGGGGGCGAGAAAUAGUGUUAUGGUGAAUGCUAUCAAUUUGACAAUGACGAGUAAGCAGGAUAUCGCUACUUGGAAGGCGAAUAGGAGGAAAUUGGCGUAUUCGACUGUGGGCACGCCAGACUAUAUUUCGCCAGAAAUCUUUUUGCAGCAGGGUUAUGGAAAGGAAUGCGAUUGGUGGUCUUUGGGCGCCAUCAUGUUUGAGUGUCUUGUCGGGUAUCCUCCAUUCUGUUCCGAAAACGCGCACGAUGUGUACAAAAAGAUUAUCGACUGGAAGAAUUAUCUCUAUUUCCCCGAUGACGUCCAUCUCUCGCGCGAAGCGGAAGACCUCAUUCGACGCAUGCUCUGCGAAUCCGACCGCCGCUACACGGUCGAACAGCUCAAAGCCCACCCCUUCUUCUACGGCGUCGACUGGGCGAGUAUCAGGGAUAUCGACGCGCCCUUUGUGCCUCACCUCAGGUCGAUUACGGAUACGUCCUACUUUCCGACGGACGAGCUGGACCAGGUGCCGGAGGCUGCUGCUGCGACAGGAGGGGAAGGAGGGGAUGCGAAGAAGGAUUUGGCGUUUUUGGGGUAUACCUUUAGGAGGUAUGAGAUGCUUUAG
Molecule: messenger RNA, 1602 nt
Organism: Cryptococcus wingfieldii CBS 7118
Lineage: Eukaryota; Fungi; Basidiomycota; Tremellomycetes; Tremellales; Cryptococcaceae
Product: AGC/NDR/NDR protein kinase
Exons: 8
Coding region: 1-1602 (533 amino acids)
Biological process (GO): peptidyl-serine phosphorylation; intracellular signal transduction
Molecular function (GO): protein serine/threonine kinase activity; ATP binding
Source: RefSeq, a predicted model, not a curated record